Messenger RNA from Paramecium pentaurelia, 859 nucleotides. Lineage: Eukaryota; Ciliophora; Oligohymenophorea; Peniculida; Parameciidae. The record is from the annotation of a GenBank genome assembly.
AUGAAUUUGAUAAAUUAAAAAAUAGUUAAGGCAGGAUUGAUUGGUUUAAUUGGCUUCACCUUAAUAGCCUAAUAAUAAUAAUACAAUCGAUUUAAAUGUGCUGCUCCCUAUUUUUCAUUCAUUUCUCAUACAGAAUUAUAAUAAUUUCGUCUGAGGUUCCCCAGUCUCUAUGUAUUAGAUAAAUUUCAAGUUGAACAUAUACUAAGUGUAAUACGCAAUAAAACUACCCAAACUAAAGUAGAAUAAUAAGUCAUUUUAGGAUUUUAGAUUAUAUUCUGAUCGAUUAAUUAGAUUACUACUUGAGAAAGCUGUGUCAGAGCACAAUAAAAAAAUGUUGCCUUAAGAAGGAUAACAGACUUAAUAAUAAAAAGCAUAAGUGAUAAACUUUGAACAUAAUUAAUUUUGUGUAGUAGUAAUGAUAAGAUCUGGAAAUGCAUUUAUGGGUGAGGCUCUAAAAGUGCUACCAGGUACAUCAAUUGGAUUCAUCUUAGUUUAGGAACAUCCUUAGACUAAAGAUGCAUAAUUAAUUUAUUGUAAAUUACCAGAUGACAUAGAUCAAAAAUAGGUAUAUAUAUAAAAUUAAAAUUAGGUAAUUCUUACAGAUGCUAUGAUUACAACUGGAGGUAGAAUCACUACUGCAAUAAAGGCAUUGUUAUCAAAUGGAGUUAAUUAAGAUAAUAUUACAGCAGUUAACAUAGUUUCAUGUGAAAAAGGUCUAUCAAAAGUGCUUCAUUAAUUUCCUAAAGUGAAAGUAAUUACUGCAGGAGUGGAUCAUGCAUUAAAUACUAUUCAAGAUCUACGUUUCCCAGGAGUAGGUGAUUUUGGAGAUCGAUACUUUGGAACUGUAGAUCCAUAAUGA